AUGGGCUGGCAGUGUGGUGCAGCUCAGCCCAUUUUGAUGGAUGAGGAGCUUGUGCAGAAGGCAGUUGAUGAACAAACUCCUCGAGAUCAAGCUGGGAGAAUUGCCAGGGCGGAGGGAAUACAUCUCAAUGAAGUCCUCACAAUACGUCUGGACUUCAGACACAUCCUGAAGAUUGACAACUUAUGGGACCUCACAUCCUUGACCAAGCUUUAUCUAAACAACAACUUGAUAGAGAGGAUUGAGGGCCUGGACCGUCUGGUGAAUCUAACAUGGCUCAAUCUGUCGUUCAACAGAAUAGAAAGAAUUGAGGGUCUGGAGUCUCUGCGGAAGCUUGAAUAUCUGAAUUUGUCCAACAACAGAAUCUCUGUCAUUGAAAACAUGGGUGAAUUUGAGAAUCUCUCUCAUUUCUACAUCUCAAACAACCUCCUUGAACAACUGGAUAAUGUGCUCUCCCUCAGGAAAUUCAAGAAACUGUUCGACAUCAACCUAUCUGGAAAUCCUCUCUCAAAGGAGGAUGGAUACAGUUACUUCAUUGCUGCCUUCUUUCCAAACUUGACGUGCCUAGACUUCAGAUUACUUAGUGAGGAGAAAAAAAAGGAAGCAUCUAUCAAACACUACCUAGCCGUCGAGAAAAUGAGACAAGAAGAGGUGCAGAAACAACAAGCCGAUGAUGCUGAGCAAAGCCAGGAAGCAGAACUCCAAUUACACACAGACGCCUUUGUGGAAAACCUCGAUGGAUCCAAUCUGUUUAAGAGCAUGUUCAAAGACGAUCCAGAAGCGGAGACACUACGUUGUGUGACAGGAGUGGCUCAUCUGCUUCAAACAUUUGAGCAUCAAAUGGGGGAACUGUGUGAGCAGUUACUUGAAAUAGGCUUGGCAGAGCAUAAACGAAGAGAGGCAGAGGUAAACUCCUUCCUCAGCGGUCACACAAAGAUGGUGACAGACUACCAGAAGAAAGCAUCACAGGUUUUGGUAGAAUUUGAGCAGCAACACAAAGAGACGAUGGUGGAGCUCAGGCAGUUAACAGACCCAGACAAGCUGCAUGUCAAGAUCGGUCACUGCAACUAUGCAAUCGACCAGCUCUCAGACAGCCUAAUGUCACUGGAGCUUAAGCUCAAUAGCCAGUUACAGGACAUCAUCAAAGAGUUUGACAUCAACAUCUCUGACAUGGUUGGCAGCUUCACUGAAACUGUGCAAGGGAUAUUUGCCCAAUUUCGAGAUCUGGAGGAUGCUUAUCAUCAGAAAGUGCGAGAAAUUGCUUUGGCAACUCUGGAGAAAGUGGCCUCGGACAGCGUGGGAGAGGACAUGUCAGGUGACGUUAGAUGGCUGUUUACAGACAAAAACAUGGUGAUGGACGCACUGGCCACCGGCCACGAUAACCACCUGCUGAAGAUCAGUGACAGAGAGGCUCAGUGUGUUACACGUGUCGAGGCCUGGAAAGUGUCCCUGGUUAAAGGGACUCAAGACAAAGAACGUAAGCGGAACCACACUUGCCUCUCAGACACCCUCAAGUAUAUCGACCAUUUGCGGGAGCAGCUGGAGGAGUUCCAGUGGCAAGAUCUUUGA
Messenger RNA from Limanda limanda (common dab), 1566 nucleotides. RefSeq names its product dynein regulatory complex subunit 3 (gene drc3). The record is from RefSeq and is a predicted model, not a curated record. NCBI's taxonomy places the organism in Eukaryota, Metazoa, Chordata, Actinopteri, Pleuronectiformes, Pleuronectidae. The coding region runs from base 1 to 1566 and encodes 521 amino acids. The transcript is spliced from 12 exons. Gene Ontology annotation, molecular function: protein binding.